AAGUUUUUAGUGACACAAGACAAGAGCGAAAGGGAUGAGACUACUGAACAAGAGAUAAUUACAAAACCGAAGAGACCAAGGAGCAGAAGAUCACUGAGAUUGUACCAAAAGUGUAUUAAGAUGAACAGAAUUGUGCUAUGGACUAUAUUUUUUGUUGGAGCAAUUGCACAACGCAAUAUGGAUGGAAAUGUUUUCUUAUUUCCCAAAGAAACUUCCACUGCAUAUGUGAUUCUGCUCCCAACUAUAACUAAGCCCCUAGUCAAACUGUCAUUUUGCCUAAGAUCCUACACUGAGCUCAGCCGAGAUCAUCCUUUAAUUUCCCUGGCAACACAUGGGAAGGACAAUGCCUUUAUCAUCUAUCCAACACCACCAGUUGGAUCUGAAGUUCAUAUUGAUCAAGAAGGAAGUCUGAUCAAGACGAAUCCAGACACGCUUGACUGGAAGCACACUUGUGUGACGUGGGACUCUGACACAGGAGUGAUACAGCUGUGGAUCAAUGGGAAGCUGUAUCCAAGAAAAGUUUUAAAAAAAGGAUUUUCUAUUGAUGCCCAGACAAGUAUUAUUUUGGGACAGGAACAAGAUUCUUUUGGUGGGGGGUUUGAUAUUAAGCAGUCUUUUGUGGGGGAAAUAACUGAUGUUCAUAUGUGGGAUUAUGUUUUGCAACCUAAAGAUAUACACAAGGUUUUGGUUAAUGAUAAGAAUGUUAAUGGGAAUGUCAUUAGCUGGAGAACAUUACAGUAUGAUAUAAAAGGAGAAGUCUUUGUCCAGCCCAAACUUCAGUGUAUUUCAGAAUAUUCACAUAAAUCAUAUUCCCAGUGCAAUGAAGACCAGCAACAUUUCAGUAAUUAGUAUUUUUCUAUUAUUUAAUAAAAAAAAGACAUCAAACUCAAAAUGAAAUCCCCCAUAAAGUGCAAGCAUUAAGGUGCAUAAACAUUGCUUGUGCUCAAUACUUACCGCUAUAGGGCCAUAUUAUGAGUGGAGCGCAAAUGUUUGCGCACAAGCGAUAAGGGGUUUAACAUAUAUGUCUAUAUAUGUCUAUAUAUGUAUUUAUAUGUGUAUAUAUGUAUUAACAGACACAUAUACACAUAUAAACACGUACAUACAUAUCAUUAUGUACACACAUAAGACAUAUAUAUAAGUGCAUUGGAGCCCUUUGCAGUUAAUUAGAUGAAAACUUGUAACAAAAAAUGUAUGCAAUAUUCAUUUUUAAUAAAGGUUUUAACUAUGUA
Messenger RNA from Bombina bombina (fire-bellied toad), 1229 nucleotides. Its product is annotated as C-reactive protein. NCBI's taxonomy places the organism in Eukaryota, Metazoa, Chordata, Amphibia, Anura, Bombinatoridae. The coding region runs from base 121 to 849 and encodes 242 amino acids. The record is from RefSeq and is a predicted model, not a curated record. The transcript has 3 exons.